Physeter macrocephalus (sperm whale) is the source of this 2508-nucleotide messenger RNA. It is a transcript of the gene BAIAP3, whose product is annotated as BAI1 associated protein 3. The annotation marks the transcript as partial. The record is from RefSeq and is a predicted model, not a curated record. The transcript has 24 exons. Gene Ontology annotation, cellular component: plasma membrane; recycling endosome membrane; trans-Golgi network membrane. NCBI's taxonomy places the organism in Eukaryota, Metazoa, Chordata, Mammalia, Artiodactyla, Physeteridae. Gene Ontology annotation, biological process: regulation of dense core granule exocytosis; positive regulation of neurotransmitter secretion. Gene Ontology annotation, molecular function: SNARE binding.
CGCAGGCCACCCACCAUGUCCACCUUGCUGGAGAUCAAGAGCAGCGUGCUCAGGCAGGUGCAGGUGCGCCAGUCCUUCCGCCGGAGGACUGAGGAGGAGCCGGCGAGCAGCAGCACUGAAGUGCAGGAGCCCGCGGCUGGGGCCUGGAAACCCGGAGAUGGUGUGGAGUUCUUCGCCCAGAUGCGCCUCAUCCUGAAGAAGGGGGAAAGCAGACAGGGUCUGCCUUGCCCCGAGGUCCUCCUGCGCAGUAGCUCCCCAGCCCCCACAGAACCCGUGAACCCCAGCCGUGGCCUUAGAGCCCUGACCCAAGAGGAGGUGGAGAUGCUCUAUGAGGAAGCCUUGUACACAGUCCUUUACCGCGCAGGGACCAUGGGCCCCGACCAGGUGGAUGACCAGGAGGCCCUACUGAGCUACCUGCAGCAGGUGUUCGGCACCAGCCCCGAGGAACAUGCUGAGGCCAUGGAGCGUGUGAAGAAGGCCAAGGCUCCCACAUAUGCCCUAAAAGUCUCCGUCAUGCGUGCCAAGAACCUGCUGGCCAAAGACCCCAACGGUUUCAGUGACCCGUACUGCAUGCUGGGCAUCCUGCCGGCCUCAGGCACCCUGAGGGAGCCGGGCCCACACAAGGAGCAGCGCUUCAGCUUCCGCAAGGGCAGCAAGCGUGGUGGCCCACUGCCGGCCAAGUGCAUCCAAGUCACCGAGGUCAAGAGCAGUACCCUGAACCCCGUGUGGAAGGAGCACUUCCUCUUUGAGAUUGAGGAUGUCAGCACCGACCAGCUGCACCUGGACAUCUGGGAUCAUGAUGAUGACGUGUCCCUGGUGGAAGCGUGCAGGAAGCUGAAUGAAGUCAUUGGCCUAAAGGGCAUGAGUAGGUAUUUCAAACAGAUUGUCAAGUCUGCCCGUGCAAAUGGGACAUCAGGGCCCACGGAGGACCACACCGAUGACUUCCUGGGGUGCCUCAACAUACCCAUCCGGGAGGUGCCCGUGGCUGGUGAGGACCGCUGGUUCAAACUGGAACCACGCUCCAGCGCCUCCCGCGUGCAGGGGGACUGCCAGCUGGUCCUCAAGCUGAUCACCACACAGAGGGACACGAGCAUGAGCCAGCGCGGGCGCUCGGGCUUCCUGUCCUACCUGCUGCUGCUCAGCCGUCUGCUGCAGUUCGAGCACCGAGCCGAGGAGCCCAACUCGAGCAGCUGGCGCGGUGAGCUCAGCGGGCCUGCGGUCACCGUGCUCUGCCUGCACGGCGCGCAGAGCAACCUGUCGGCGCUGCAGCUGGCUGUGCUGCACUGGCAGGUCAGCAGCCGCCACCAUCAGACCCGCACCCUGGACUACGGCUACCUGCUGGGGCUCCUGGAAGAUAUGCAGGCACAUUGGGAGGAGGCGGCCUCGCUGCCCCAGGAGCAGGAGGAGGGACUGGCAGACAGCUUCUCCGCCUUCUCUGAGUUUGGGCUUCGGUUGCUGCGCCAGCUCCGAGACUACUUCCCUGCCACCAAUAGCACAGCCGUCUACCGCCUGGAGCUGCUGUUGAAGUGUCUUGGCAAGCUGCAGCUCUUCCAGCCUUCCUUUGAGAUCUGCCCCUUCGAGACGGAGCUAAACAUGGACAUUGCUGCUGCCCUGAAGAGAGGGAACCGUGAAUGGUUCGACAAGCUCCUGAACUCCCAGAGUCCUCGUGAGCAGCCGGGGCCACAGCGCCUUGCGGGGCUGGUCAAGCUGGCUGACACUAUCUACGAGGACCUGCAGUCCUGCUAUGGCAUCUAUGCCAGCCUCUUCCACAGCAUCAUCAAGAUCGACUUCUUCACUCUCACCUUUCGGCAGCUGGAGCGUCUGGUGGCUGAAGAGGCGUGGGUGCUGACGGAGGAGCUGAGUCCGAAGAUGACCCUCGAGGUGGCCUCAGGGCUUUUUGAGCUCUACCUGACCCUGGCAGACAUCCAGCACUUCUGGAGCAGCAUCCCGGGCCGGGACAGCCGCUCCCUUGCCCUGGCUGGCAUCCAUGCCCCAUUCCUGCCUGCUGUGAAGCUUUGGCUGCAGGUGCUGCGGGACCAAGCCAAGUGGAGGCUUCAGGGAGCCGUGGAUGUGGACACGCUGGAGCCCAUGGAUUCCUCCUCCAAGCACAGCAGCUCUGCAGCCACUGCAAGCCUCUGCUUCAGCCACAUCCAGGAGCUGUGGGCCCGCCUGGCAUGGCCAGACUCUGCCCAGGCCCAGGGGCUGGGCACCCAGCUCAGCCAGGACCUGUGUGAAGCCACCCUCUUCUACACAGAGCUGCUGCGGAAGAAGGUGGACACUCAGCCUGGGGCAGCAGGCGAGGCAGUGAGCGAGCCACUCUGCGUGGUCCUCAAUGAUGUGGAGCUCCUGCGCAAGGCUGCUGGCCAGGCGCUGCGUGGCCUGGCGUGGCCAGAGGGGGCUCCAGGGCUCGAGGGUGUGCUCCCGCGCCCCCUGCUCAGCUGCAUGCAGGCCCUGGAUGAGGACCUGCAGCGGGAGGCCCGAACCGUGACGGCACACCUGACCUCCAAG